Dunckerocampus dactyliophorus (ringed pipefish) is the source of this 3727-nucleotide messenger RNA. RefSeq names its product zinc finger protein OZF-like. The record is from RefSeq and is a predicted model, not a curated record. Lineage: Eukaryota; Metazoa; Chordata; Actinopteri; Syngnathiformes; Syngnathidae. The coding region runs from base 88 to 759 and encodes 223 amino acids. The transcript is spliced from 3 exons.
CGGAACUCUGAAGUUAGCAACGUUUCAAGGCAGAGGCGAGACAAAGGGUGAAGGCAACGACUUGUAAUCGAGUUAAAAACGCUGAAAAUGUUGAAAGAGUUGGUGAACGAGCGACUAAAGGCGGCGGCUGAUGAAAUAUUGGCGCUGUUUGAAAGAACAAUAGCGUCGUACGAGGAGGAACUUUCUCGAACAAGAAAGGAGAACGAGCGACAACGACAACAACUGGAAGCUGCCUAUAAGACUCAAAUGGUGCUCCACAUUGAAGACAUACAGCAGUUGGUUGGUCUUCAAGAAGAACGUGCCCCUCAGCAGCAGGGGUUGAUCUCUUCUUUGAAGCAGGAGGAUCCCCAGCCCCGCCACGUUAAGGAGGAAGAGGAGCAACUCUGCACCACUCAGGAGGGAGAGUAUCUUCUCGGGCCGAAGGAGGCUGAUCUCACGUUGUCACUGACUGGUGUCUCUGUGAAGACUGAAGACCAUGAAGACAAACCACCUGCGUACUCACAGCUUCAUCACAGUCCAAGUGAGGAGAACAGAGUGGAGAAUCCUCCAAGCAGCAGCAGCUCACCACAACACAUGACAACAGCAGCUGAUGGAGACCACUGUGGAGGAUCACAAGCAGACAACCUCUUAGCUCCACUAUCAGAUAGUGAUGACGUAACAUCACACUCUCUUGAAGAUGAAAACAGAGACUACAACCAAGCCUCUCUGAGCAGUGAUACAGACUGUGAAGGUGGCGGUCGAGAGCGGGCGUCUGGGUGACCUGCAGCAACAAAUGAUAGGCCAAUUGCCUUAACUUCUCAUCUCGGGAUUUUUUUUGUUUGUUUCUAUCUUGAAUCCAGGAAUUUAAUAUUGACCUUUCAAAGUGGUUUUAGAAGAGGAAGCUCAACAAUGGAUCGAAUGUCCAAUAAUCAAAUUACAGCAUGACAUAAGGAAUGCGCAAGCCAACAAAGAAACUGUUGCGACCGUCUUCUUUGAUGUGGAAAAAGCCUGUGCUACGGCGAGAUGGUGUACUAAUUAAGAUUUGGAGGCUUGGAAUAGAAGGAAAUAUGUAUAAGUGGAUAAAGGACUUCCUCAGCCACAGGGAAAUUCAAGUGAGAACUAGAAAAGCACUCGGAGAGGGCAGACCCCUGCUAAGCACCAUAGUUCUCCCCAUAUUGUGAUUUAUACCAUAAAUAUUAGUCCUACAUUUAUUUGAUCUACAUAUUUAGAUUGCUAAUGCUAACAUGCUAGCAAUGCUAACAUGUUAACAUUACCACGAUAACACACAGCAUAAUAUUGCUAAGUGCUUAUGUGUGUCUCGCUAUGAAAAUGGCUCAGAAUGCUACCAUGCUAAUGUUAACAUGCGAGCAAUGCCAGCCUGCUAACACCUAGCAUGAUAGUGGUUAGUGUUUCUAUAUGUGUCUACCCAUGAAAAUGACUAAAAUUGCUGGUAUGCCAACUCCUAGCAUGAUAGCGCAAUGUACCGGGAAGGCUAAAUGUCCCAUGUGAGUUGAGAAUUUUUACUUUGAAAUGGUCUGAAUGGGUUGAGAAGUGUGGAAGUAGUUAGAACUCUUUAAAGCAAAGGUAUUUGCAUUCCGAAAAAUGGGAAUGUCAAGAAAAGUGGGAAUUCUUGGUAUGUGGAAAAUGGUAUGAAUGUCCUUAAUUAGUUGAAGGCUUUGAUGUUGGAAUGGUCUGAAUUGGUUGAGAAAUGUGGAAGUAGCUAGUACUCUUUAGAUCAGGGGUCUCAAACUUGUGGCCCUCGGGCCAUUUGACAGGAAAAACUACUUUAAAUGCCGCCCGCGAGGUCUAAGUUAAGCCAAUGAGGCUCACAGGGUGAACGUUGAACGGAACUAAGAGUGUGUCACAUGGAGAAAUGGGGGUCACUCAACAGAACACUGCCAAGAAUCGCGGUGCUAACACACACACACAAAAUGACAGCACAACAUGUAACAGAUAAGUAACUACUAAGGGUGUAACGGUACACAAAAAUGUAAUUUCGGUUCGGUUCAUUUUUGGUACAAAAAAGGGAGAAAAAAUGACUUGAAAUGCUUUUAUUUUAAAAAAUGCAAACACAUUUUUUUAAAAUAAAUAAAAGCAACCAAUUAGACUCUUGAGUUUUUCAAAAUAGAAAUAUAAUAAUAAAAUAAACUGUUGUAUUUAAACAAUUGUUUAAACAUUGUGGCGAAAUGUAAUGGACAGUUACAGUUAAAUCUUUCUGUUGCACGUGAAGUCCAACCAUCUGUCCAUCCAUCCCAUUUUCUAUACCGCUUAUCCUCGUUAGGGUCGCGGGGCAUGCUGGAGCCUAUCCCAGCUGACUUCGGGCGAGUGGCGGGUGGUAUUUCGUAGCGAGGUGCAAGAACUUUAAUCACAUACAGUCAUGGAAAAAAUGAUUCGACCACCCUUGUUUCUUCAGUUUAAUGAUCCAUUGUAAUGCCUGGUACCACUAAAGGUAGAUUUGUUUGGGCAAAUAUGAUGAUAACAAAUAUAGCUCAUAAGAGUUUAAUUUAAGAGUUGAUACAGUAUCUAGCAACUUCCAUGGUUUUCUUGAUAAUAACCAACAUUUCUAACGUAAAUAGUUACUGCAUUUUACUGCCAAAAAAUUGAACUGUUAUGAGCUAUUUUUGUUGUCAUUGUUAUAUUUGUCCAAACAAAGGAACCUUUAGUUGUAUCAGGCAUUAAAAUGAACAUGAAACUGAAGAAACAAGGGUUGUCUCAUCAUUUUUUUCCAUGACUGUACUUAGGGCCCCGUCACACCUUGACGAUUUAGCCAGCGCAUGCCUGACGUGAUCAUUUUGAUGGCGUACGUUGAACUGUGGACGUUUUUUUCAAUUUUGGGCAUAUACAUAGCGUAUUCAUAACAUGUUCGACGUAUACAUGACGUAUUAGUAACUUAUAUAGAACUUUUCUAUAACUUAUAGACAACUUAUACCAACGAAUGCGUAGCAUGUUGCCGGCGUUCACAACUUAUGCCCAACACCAGUCUAAUUUAUGCAAUCCGCACGGCAGCGUAUGGCCGACGAUGACGUGCCGUAGCCUAUAAAAAGGCUGCCACUUGAUGACUCACCUCACUAGACAUCGCAGUGUCAACAUCACCAUCAUGCCGAAGAAAAUUUUCAAGACCGCUGCCAAGAAGUAUCAGGGCAGUGACGGAGGGAUCCCUCACCACCCACAGCCUCCCCGUCCCACUCUCACUCUGAUGGAGAUGACGCAGGUUGUAACGCCUCUUCCCCUCCUGUUGGUUCCAUUCCCCAAAGUUGUUUGAGUAUUAUUAAAGUGUUGCACUGUGCAAUAACACUUGAAGGAAUACGUUUAUUAUCGUUCAUUGCUGGGGUGUGGUGUCAUUAUGACGGAUGAUCAUGUUUUUCACGGCUGUCUUUUAUACUCAUUUGUAAAUAUUUUUUCCAGCAAACGCUAACUUGGACAGUAACAUGCUGUAUUCCUCCAUUCUUUUUGAAUGUAAAUACUCCUAUGCACUUUAUGUUGACGUGACCAAUAAUGCUUGAUUAAAACGUGCAUUCUAUAUCUCAGACAAAGAGCAAAAAGAAAAAAAAGAAAAAAGUGCCCACAGUGCCCUCUACUGGUCAAGCAUGUAUAGUAUACAUAAGGACUUCCUACAAGGCACACCAUAUUGUACUGUUUAAUGUAAUCAAUGCAAAAACAACAGCCUCCAUCUCCUCUCAGUCAACGCUUCCCAAGAAGAGAGCCAAGAAGACACAGUUCUGUCUCAAGGUAUGUUGACGUAUUACAA